This is a messenger RNA of Entelurus aequoreus (snake pipefish), 2625 nucleotides long. RefSeq names its product transcription factor 7-like 1-A. Gene Ontology annotation, molecular function: RNA polymerase II cis-regulatory region sequence-specific DNA binding; DNA-binding transcription factor activity, RNA polymerase II-specific. The record is from RefSeq and is a predicted model, not a curated record. The coding region runs from base 465 to 2201 and encodes 578 amino acids. Gene Ontology annotation, biological process: canonical Wnt signaling pathway; regulation of transcription by RNA polymerase II; generation of neurons. NCBI's taxonomy places the organism in Eukaryota, Metazoa, Chordata, Actinopteri, Syngnathiformes, Syngnathidae. Gene Ontology annotation, cellular component: beta-catenin-TCF complex. The transcript has 12 exons.
CUUACUUAAUUUUUUUUUUUUUGCACAAAUUGUCAAACUUUUUUUUUUUUUUUACGGCCGCGCGUUUUUUUUUUUGUGUGCAACUUGAGGAGCGCCCAGACAUAAAGCAGGCACAUGUAGCCAUUGUUUCCUCACACAUGGAUCUUGUAGUGCUGUGAGUAACCUCUCCCAGGCUCGGACUGCAGUUUUUGUGUGUCCCCCGGGGGCCCCCAGAGAAGGACAUCCCCUCAGGAGAGGGGACGCACAGGCUGCCAGGGACGACAAAGUUUGGACAAGUUUCGUUGCAAAAUACUGUGGAUUAUCGCCGCCAUGGACGUCAGGACCACGUCCAGAGGAUGAAAAAAAUGGACAUUUUCUGGUAGUUAGCUUUGUCUCUCAAGUGGUUUGUUUCCGCUGUUGCGCACGUUUUUUUUUUUGUAUUUUUUUUUCAUCCUCUUGUUUAUCCAAUUUACUGGUGUGCAAAAAUGCCUCAGCUGAACGGAGGUGGCGGGGAUGAUUUAGGGGCCAACGACGAAAUGAUAUCGUUUAAAGACGAAGGCGAGCAGGAGGAAAAGAUUUCCGAAAACGUCUCGGCGGAGCGAGACUUGGACGAUGUCAAGUCCUCGCUAGUCAACGAGUCGGAAAACAACAGCAGCUCCUCGGACUCGGAGCAAGCAGAGAGGCGGCCCCAAACAAGAGUUGACCAAGAAAGUUAUGAGAGAGCAAGAGACUACUUCAGUGAAGCACUGAGAAGACAGCAAGAUGGAGGUCUCUUUAAGAGUCCCCACUACCCUGGCUACCCGUUCCUCAUGAUCCCAGACCUCACCAACCCUUACCUAUCCAACGGCUCUCUGUCCCCCAGUGCAAGAACAUACCUGCAGAUGAAAUGGCCUCUUUUGGAUGUUCCCGGCUCUGCAGGACUCAAAGAUUCCCGAUCUCCAACACCAGGCCAUUUAUCCAAUAAAGUUCCUGUAGUGCAGCAUGCCCACCAUGUCCACCCGCUGACGCCCCUCAUCACCUACAGCAAUGAACACUUUUCUCCUGGCACGCCACCAUCACACCUCUCUCCAGAAAUACUCGACCCAAAGACAGGUAUACCUCGGACACCACACCCAUCAGAACUCUCUCCGUACUACCCCUUGUCCCCAAGUGCUGUUGGUUCCAUUGCCCACCCCCUCGGCUGGCUGAUGCCGCAGCAGGGCCAGCACAUGUACUCCAUUCCUCCAGGGGGAUUCCGUCACCCCUAUCCAGCACUAGCAAUGAAUGCAUCCAUGUCCAGCUUGGUGUCCAGUCGUUUCUCCCCUCACAUGGUGACUCCACCACCGCACAGCCUCCACCAGACUGGCAUUCCCCAUCCUGCCAUUGUGUCACCAGCCAUCAAGCAGGAGCCCAAUUGCGACCACACCGUCCACUCAAUGCAUGCCAGGAAAUCUCCCAUGCCUCCCAAAAAAGAGGAGGACAAGAAGCCUCAUAUCAAAAAGCCUCUGAAUGCUUUCAUGCUGUAUAUGAAGGAGAUGAGAGCCAAAGUAGUGGCAGAGUGCACUCUGAAGGAGAGUGCUGCCAUCAACCAGAUCCUUGGAAGACGGUGGCAUUCCCUAUCGAGAGAGGAACAAGCCAAAUACUAUGAGUUGGCUAGAAAAGAAAGGCAACUACAUUCCCAGCUUUACCCAGGAUGGUCAGCAAGAGAUAACUAUGGAAAGCGGAAAAAGAGGAAGCGGGACAGUAAAUCUGACUCAAAACCGGAAGACUUCUCGAUAAGAAGCAAGAAGCAGUGCGUUCAGUACCUGCCCCCUGAAAAGAUGUGUGACAGCCCAGCGUCGUCUCACGGAAGCAUGCUGGAUUCACCAGCCACCCCCUCCGCAGCUCUGGCGUCGCCUGCUGCUCCUGCGGCCACUCACUCCGAGCAGGCCCAGCCACUAUCGCUCACCACCAAACCGGAAGGACGCAUGCAUCACCACUUCUCUAUACUCGGAAAGUCUUCUGGAGCUACGUCCUCUUCAUCCUCAUCGUCAUCAUCCUCCUCCCAACCAGCCAUCUCCAUCCCAACUGGUACUUCAGGUAGCCAUUCGACCCCACCCAUCCUGACCCGGCCGAUCCCCUUCACCUCUCUGCACCCCUCCAUGCUGUCACCCUCCUCGCCUUUCCAUCAGGCAGCACUUCACUCCCAUCAUGCCCUGUUCCAGUCACAGCCCCUCUCCUUGGUUACCAAACCAACUGAAUGAAUCUGCAAAAACAAUUUUUCUACCAUUUAUUAGGCUGUAUAUUGCUUUUUCCUGAAGAUAGGUUGUAGAGAAACUUUUUUCUGAAUAAUGAAAAGGAAGAAAUAUUAUUGGUCAAUAUUUGACUGUCUUCUUUUCUACAUCUCUCAAUGAAACAAAGUGUAUUUUUUGUAAAGUUCAUUGCAGAACCAGUUUUGUUUUUAAUGCAUUUAUCCAACAAACCUCUUGUAUAAAAGGACAAUGUACAUACCGUUUCUUUAUAAAAACAAAAAUCGAACAAAAACACAUUUUCUUUGUAGCCACAAUCUGAUUAAUGUUAGUCUUAUGUUUUUUUUGUCCUUGAGCUGGCCAAUAAUCUUGAAGCCCUGUUUUCAAUUCACAAGCGUGUGCCCGUUCUUUGACAUGUUAAAUAAACAUUUGAAAUUGU